GAUUCUCCAUUUCGUUUUCCAAAAUUUUUCGGAGAUGGAUAUUUAACUUUGCCUUUCACAAGAAAUGGUUACAAAGAGUUCAGUGUGCUUGUCGAAUUCAGGCCUGAACAAAUCAGUGGGGUCCUGCUGUUUGGCCACGCUAACAACAGCCACAUUUCUGAUUUUUUUGCACUUCUACUUCGAGAUAGUCACCUUGUCUUCAGAUUUGAUUGUGGAUCUGGUAUUGGAGAAAUAAUUUCACACGAGCCAAUCAAAUUGAUGCAGUGGAAUUAUGUCCUGAUCAGGAGGCAUAAAUGGCAUGCUUCCAUGGUCAUCAACAACUCGUCUGUUACCAGCGGAAAAUCAAAGGGCAACUUCACGCACAUAAACUUCUGCAAAAAUGUGUACUUGGGAGGACUUUCAACACCAAAUGAAUCCUUAGUUGGAACGUCUUUGAACUUUCAAGGCUGUGUCAAAGGCUUAAGUUUAAAUGGACAGCCGGUAGAUUUGAGAACGAAAAUGUUUGCGGGACACGCACUAGAAAGCAAGAACAUUGGGGAUUGCAGUUCUCAAGUAUGCAGAAUGAUAAAAUGUGUGAACGGAGGAUCAUGUUAUGAAAACGAUAUAGAUAAAUUUGUCUGCUUAUGUCCGCUUGGCACAAAUGGAGUUUUCUGUGAAAAAAAGAUACGUCUAAACACGCCCCGAUUCACAAGCCUGUCCUACCUGCAGUUCAUCGGACUGCAAAGAAAUGUUCUUUCCUACACAGAAAUAGAUUUGUUAUUUCAACCGUUUAACGAAACUGGUCUGAUAUUGUACAACGGUUAUUCAAAGACAGGAAUUGGAGAUUACAUAAGCAUCUUCAUGCUCGAUGGGUAUGUCGUCUAUUCUUUCGACCUGGGAACGGGAUCGCUAACUCUAAAAAGCAAAGAAAAGGUUGAAUUAGGAAGGUGGCACGUCGUAUGGGCGGUGAGAACAGGUAGGGAAGGUUUUCUUAAAGUUGACGAUCAGCAGAUGCUGGAAGGGGUGACAAGUGGAGCUUUCACGCAACUGACACUGACCUUGGACCUCUACAUUGGAGGUCACCGCAAUUUCGAUGAAAUCACUCAAAAAAUUCAAGCCAGAAAAUCAUUCGAAGGAUGUAUUCAAAAAUUGUCUAUAAACAAGAGGCAGAUGAAACUGAUCGAAGAAGCAAAAACAGGAAUAAAUGUAAAGAAUUGCGAACACAUGUGUGAUAAGCAUCCAUGUUUGAAUGGAGGAAAGUGCGUGCCGGACAAAGAUAAUUAUGAAUGUAGCUGCCUUCUAGGAUAUUCAGGAACCAACUGUAACCACAAUCUUAUUGAUCAACUAAAAAAUCCAUAUUUUACUGGCAAAAGUUAUCUUCUAUUCAUGGACCCUGACAUAACCCAAUUGACGAGCGGAGAUCGGAUGAACUUAACAAUAACAUUCAGAACUGUAUCAGAGGCGGGCAUGUUGCUCUGGAUAAGCAAUGAUGACGUCAGCGAGUACAGCGACUUUCUUGCCAUUGGAAUCAAGAACGGACAUCUGUUUGUCACUUUCAAUCUCGGAAGCGGUGAAAUAACCAUGUUCAAUAACCACAGUAAAGUUAACGAUGGCUCAAAACAUACAUUAACGCUUCAGAGAUAUCAAAAAUCAGCCUCGAUGAAUGUCGACUUCAUGUAUCUCGUGAAAGGCUACUCUGAAGGACCAAUGACACAACUGACAACUCACGGCUCCCUUUACAUUGGUGGCAUGGACGACAUAACAUUCAAAACAUUCUACAAGUUUCAUUCCGGAUUUAUAGGUUGCAUAUCAGACCUAUCCUUUCUUCCAACUAGGAGAGUUAACUUAAUAGCCGAGGCAGACGAAGGGUUCAACAUAAAAGAAUGUGACUGA
Molecule: messenger RNA, 1872 nt
Organism: Helobdella robusta
Lineage: Eukaryota; Metazoa; Annelida; Clitellata; Rhynchobdellida; Glossiphoniidae
Exons: 11
Molecular function (GO): calcium ion binding
Source: RefSeq, a predicted model, not a curated record